This is a messenger RNA of Macrosteles quadrilineatus (aster leafhopper), 3361 nucleotides long. RefSeq lists its product as uncharacterized. Lineage: Eukaryota; Metazoa; Arthropoda; Insecta; Hemiptera; Cicadellidae. The record is from RefSeq and is a predicted model, not a curated record. Bases 1 to 3270 code for a protein of 1089 amino acids. The transcript is spliced from 20 exons.
AUGAAGAGCGAUAAAAAGGAUGAAUUCGAGUGUGGUCAUCCAGUGUGGAGUGCUAUACAUGUGAGUUGCAUUAGACAACACUCUCUGUUGCUAAGCAACCAGCUUCAUCCCCCCCACACACCCCCCUACAACCAAUCAAACCAGCUGGUAGACUUGAGAUCAGACCAGUACAAAACACAUGAAGAUAAACCUUCUUUCAACUUUUUAUCAAAAAUAUUUUCAUCAAAAAAGCCAAAAUUGAUUAAUGGUGCUAGAAACCCAUUUCUACGAAGGUUUGAGCCUCAACCACACUCUGAUCCAAGAGAGACGGUGUUCGUUGAGGAUGACAGGGACGAAGCUUUGUACCAUGCUGAUUUUGAAGACCAAGAGGUUUGUUCAAAAUCGGACUCUCGAUACAACCUCAUGUUCAUCGAAGGUCCUGCAAACACACUUAGCCGUCAAUUUAUGCAGGGCGAACCUUAUGCAGAGUAUAGUAAUGGACAGAACACAGAGCAGAGGAGGAUUGGUCCACACAAAUCCUUCCUGGAAGUGGUCAGUGUCACCGACAGAGGCACUGACCUGUGUGACUUGCUGCCAGAGAGACCUCUCAUGUUAGACAUGGGAACUGACCCACCAGAACACAGGGAAUGUGCUCUACCUUCUUGUGAGAAUCAAAAGUCACAUCUAAAUGAAGAACUUGAAAGAAAAGAAAAAUUAGUAAAGAGUUGUUUAGAGGAAGGAAAUCUGCUGUUGGAUGAUUUGGAGAAAAUAAAGAGACAUUUGAGUGGAAGUUCAAAGAUUCCUGAGAUCAUCAGUUCAUGUUUAAGUGUAAGCGUUAAAAAAGAGGACCCAGCUGACUUUCUACACCUCGGUCGUAAAUGUCUUAUGGAGCUCGGAAAACAUUUGCUGGCGACUCAGAAACAGACUGAAGCUGACAUGCAAACAUUGAAAAGUGAACUGAUCACUGUGAAAAAAGAAAAACUAGAUAAAGAAGAAAAGAUUUUGAGUCUGAAACGGAAACUUGACGUGCAAACUAAUAAAGUAAAUCAUGAAGAGGAAGAUAGUGCACAGUUACAGUCAAAAGUUAGAAAACUCCAGGAGGCUUUAGAAGCAGGAAAGAAAACGUUAAAAGAUACGGAGGCAUUGUUCAAAAGUAAAAUAGAUAAACUGGGACUUGAACUAUCCAUUGAAAAGGAAGCUAAUCAUAAGCUAAGUAAAAGUUUGGAGGAAAAGACUUACCUCAUUAAAAAAUUAGAAGAUGAUAUGAGAGAGUUGCAAAACAGUUUGGAAAGCAGCAAACAACACGUGAAAGAUAUUCAAGCCUCAUACAAAUCAAAAAUAACAAAACUAGAACAGGACCACGCGAAUAAAAUGGCUGUUUUGUGUGAAAAUCAAACUUUAACUAACGAACAGCUGAGCAAAGCUCUGGAAAGGUCUUCAAACUUUGUUGCCCAGUUGGAGGAGUGUAAAAAAGAGAGCUCAGUCCUAUCAGAUGCUAACAAGAGUCUGCAAGAGAGGUUGGUAGCCCUAGAGAGAGACGUGACCAAGGCUCGCGAACAGAGUAUUGUGGCUGAGCGACGACUGGUGCGAGAAACCCAGGAAGUCAUGGCACUGAAGAGUCAGGUGGCCAAACUAGAGGCGAUGAAGGAGGAAGAGUUGUUGAGCAUAGACGGAGACAUCUUUUGUCAAAUCAUGUACCAACAUGAUCAGUGGAUAAUAGAGGAUCUGAGAGCCAGCUUGCAAGACAAGGAGAAUUAUCUGGAAACCUUACGGUCACAAGGCGACUGUGCUCUACGAGACUUUGAGAAAGUACAAAACGAACUGCAACAAAGGAGACAACAGUUUAAUGAGCUAAAAGAUGUUUUCUUGGAUUUUGAGAAGAAACGAGACAGUGUGGUCAGAGAACAAAGAGAUUUUUACAACAAAAUGAUGCUUCUCAGUAAGAAAACCAUUCCUAGGGAUAGAUUUUUCAAAAAUCUCAUAGAAGAAUGCCAGAUGAAAACCAACAGGAUUGGGGAGAUAGAAGAUAUGUUAAGAGACACUAACCAAGCUCUUGAGGAAACAAAGAAGAUAUCAGAGGCACAGUUGAAGGCAAUGCAGACUGAAAUGCAAUUUACAGCAGAGAGGUUGUAUGAGUUUGAAAAUCACAUACGGAUAAAGGACAUGCAGCUUCAGGAGGUAGUAAACGUAUUCGAACAAGAAAAGAAAAACAAAGCGUCAGCCGAGGAAGCUUUGAAUACGUAUAAAAUACUUUUGGAUAGUUCCAAAAAGGAAAACGAGGAAGUUCGAAGUAAGCUUAACUACUUAGAGGACAUGGAAAAAAAUAGAACCAAUGUUCAAGCAGCUGAGGAUUUAGCUAAGGAAACUCAAAAAAGAAAGGAUACUGAACGAAAAUUAAAGAAGCUAGACAAAGAACUAGUUGACUUGAAAAAUAUACUUCAGGGAAAAGUGGAAGCAUCAACACCUCAUUCAGAUAAAAGCAGUCUAAGUUCCAGGGACAUUGAACAGUUGCAGUCGAAAGUCCGAGAACUGCUAGAGAACAGGAAGUAUAUGGAGAGGAUUCUAGUGGAGAGUCAGAGGACGAAGGAACAGCUGCAGAAGGACCACGAGGAGUUAUACAGCAAGAUGAGACACGCUGUUAGGGUGAUGGUGGAGUCCAAGAGGAAUCAGGAGGAACUGGAACAAAGACUAGAGCAACGAGGGCACACCAUUCUGAAGCUACAGAGAAGCCAGGAUGAAACAGAAGACAGACUAGAGGAACUGAAGGAUAUAUUGCAUGAAAUGAAGAAAACUAUUGAACUGUUGUAUCGAGACAGAGAGGAUUUGGAGGAUAAACUGUCCAACCACAUGCACUGUCAUGCGGAACGAGCAGUGCACCAGGAACUCAAGUCCCUGCAAAGAGACAAAGCUAUUUCGGAAGAGCAGAAUUCUCGUGAGAGGGAAAUGCUUCUUCAUCGUAUUAAAGACAAUGAGUCUAUAAUCAAAGAUCAACACAAACACAUUCGCUCUCUGCAGGAUAAACUGGAUAAUCUGACAGUACAAUUACGAGAGACCAAAAGUGCAUUGGUCACUGAGAGACAUAACCACACACAGCAGCUGCUCAGCGUCCAGUCUGAGAAAAAGAAACAAGAGCUUUACAUCCAAGAGUUGGAGGCUAGACUAGCCUACGAGACUAGACUGCGGCUAAAGGGCUCCAACACUGUCCUAUCCACAUCUCACUAUGUCAACACAUCUGACAGCUAUGAUCCACCUAUCCGAGACUUCAAUAAAAAUCAUCCUCACAGGAAAUAGGACAUGUUGAAAACACUUUCUGAUUAAAUAAAAUAAUGUAAAAGUUAGGCCUAAAUAAAAAAACUAACAUUGCCUCAACUAUGAUAUUUUU